This is a messenger RNA of Cyclopterus lumpus (lumpfish), 839 nucleotides long. It is a transcript of the gene mrps28, whose product is annotated as mitochondrial ribosomal protein S28. The coding region runs from base 45 to 587 and encodes 180 amino acids. Gene Ontology annotation, cellular component: mitochondrial small ribosomal subunit. The transcript has a single exon. The record is from RefSeq and is a predicted model, not a curated record. Lineage: Eukaryota; Metazoa; Chordata; Actinopteri; Perciformes; Cyclopteridae.
ACCGGAAGUGAUGAUGUUCUAAUUCCUACUGGUGUUUAGACAAGAUGGCGGCCUUGAGGAAGGUUGUUUCCAGCUCCUGGUGUAGAGUCCGGUUCACCUCCUGCAGGUUCUCCAGACCCUUCAGCUCAGGUGACGGCAGAGACCAGUCCACGGUGGAUAGACCCAGAUCCGGCUUCGCUGCAGCCUUCGACCUGCAGGCGGAGAUCCGGCGGGAGGCGGAGAGCUCCACGGCCGGCGGUAGCGUCUCCUCCUCCGGACACGAGCAGAGCUUCGCCUCGCUGCUGCGGCGGUCCCCGCUGAUCCAGAUGGGACCGGCUAAAGACAAGGUGGUGGUCGGGAGGAUAUUCCACGUGGUUCAGGACGACCUGUACGUGGACUUCGGGGGGAAGUUCCACUGCGUGUGCCAGCGGCCGGCCGACGGAGAGCAGCUGCAGCGGGGCAGCAGGGUCCGUCUGCGGCUGCAGGACCUGGAGCUCACGGCCCGCUUCCUGGGAGCCGAGACCGACACCACGCUGCUGGAGGCUCAGGCCGUCCUGCUUGGCCCGCUGGAGGGGAAGGAGCCCCGGGGGAACCAGUACCAGGACUGAACGGGGCACACUGUCAGACCCUGCUGGUGCUCAGAGACACUACCUCUUUAGUCCACAGGGGGCGCCAGAACACCACUAAAUGAGGUUUUGUGAAGGGGCUCUGGUGCUGCAGCACUUUGACUUUAAAUUUCAAGUUUGGACUCAUGUAAACUAUUAUUAUUAUUAUUAUUAUAAUACUAAAUGUUCUUUAUAUCUACACAUGAAAUGUCUCGUUCUUGUUUAAAUAAACGUUUCAUGUUCUGGCACACUGAG